AUGGAGCACGACCUGCUGGUGGCCGUGCUGUCGUUCCUGGCGCCCCGCGAGCUAGGUCCCGCCAAGGCCGUGUCAUGCGCCUGGGCCGCAGCGGCGGCUGCAGCGCUGCCUGAAAGCUUCACGCGGCACUGCUUUCUUUCUUUGGCGGUGCACUACGGCGUGCAGCCCACGGCGAUCAAGCGCAUCAACAACAUGAUUUCAGAUCACUCGCUGCAUUCGCGCAUUUUCGUGCACGUGCCAGUCGCGUUUGCUGACGACCUGGUGGGCCGCGCGGUGCAGGUGCGCUACUGCCAGGCGGCCAAAAGGGACGUAGCCGUGCUGCUGGAGGAUGGGGACGCGUGCUGCAGCAGCGACUGGGAGGCAUACUGCGGGCGCGAGGCGGAGCUGCAGGCAGAGCAGCUGCGCGAGAAGAUGAGCAAGCUGCUGGGCCGCAGCAUGCGUGUUGACAAGGAGACCGCACUGUUCUACAUCGACGAGGCGGGGGGCGACCUGAAGCGGGCCAUGAGCUCAGCCAGCAAGGAUGCAUCCUGGGAGGACACCACCCUCGGGCCCAUCAGGACGGCGCCACUGCAGCGGUGGAUCAGCGGGGACGCCGGGCUAUAG
Molecule: messenger RNA, 603 nt
Organism: Monoraphidium neglectum
Lineage: Eukaryota; Viridiplantae; Chlorophyta; Chlorophyceae; Sphaeropleales; Selenastraceae
Product: F-box protein
Exons: 5
Coding region: 1-603 (200 amino acids)
Source: RefSeq, a predicted model, not a curated record